Molecule: messenger RNA, 387 nt
Organism: Phytophthora sojae
Lineage: Eukaryota; Oomycota; Peronosporomycetes; Peronosporales; Peronosporaceae
Exons: 2
Coding region: 1-387 (128 amino acids)
Source: RefSeq, a predicted model, not a curated record
AUGGAGCACGGAUCCUCCGCCACGGACCUCGAGACGCAGCGGAUUCUGGACGACUUGGAGACGAGAAGUGCUGGAGGCCACGGCUCAGGGCAGCUGCGUGAGCUCUGGCAGCUCGUGUCCUUCUGGAUGGCGCAGCCUGCUCGCCUCUCGGCUGGUGAGCAGCAGCUGCUGAGAGCGGUCGCUCAGGUGAUGACCAAGACGGAGCAGCUCGAGCUCGAGGAUACGAGGGUUCCCUGCCGGUCUCGUGCUGGUGAGCAGCAGCUGCUGAGAGCGGUCGCUCAGGUGAUGACCAAGACGGAGCAGCUCGAGCUCGAGGAUACGAGGGUUCCCUGCCGGUCUCGUGUGUGGGGAUCACCUGGUGCUGGUGAAGAAGUCGUCGUUGCCUGA